CUUCUUUUCAUAACAUGUCAUCCAAAAGCAUAAGAGCAUAUUUCCAAGCUCUCCAUGAGUGAAGUCCCGAAGCUACGUCAAUUUAUUUGGAAGAGAGCGAGCAACGGAAGUUGCCGAAAGGACACUCCUUUAUUCGAUUCCAAAUACCACUAUGUAUAUUGGUCAGUAAGAGUCGUAACUACUCAAAACCAAGCUUCAUUGCGUGCGUAGAAAAGAAUAGUCCCCGUAUAUAAACUUUUAUUUUUAUUUUCUUUUAGACUGGGUAAUUAAAUGUCUUAUAUAACGUUGGCGAUCUGGGAUCAUUUUCGAUGUACGCUUCUAGUAUUGGUACAAGAACUGUACGCUAAAGUACCUACUACUAGCGCCUAACACAGGCACUCGUUCAAGUAUCUCCCCUGGUACCCGUUAGGACCCCACUUCCAUCACUAACCUCACCUUGCUGUGGUACAAAAAAUAUAUCCACAGUACGGGCUCAUCAGAAAUGAUCUGCUGCACGCAGGCAUCAUGAAUUGAUCAGGCUUCUUUGGCACUCUAUUGUAAAGCCGCCGCCUUGAUACCAGCCGUGACAAUAGCUGUGGGCGCAGCUGCAACUCCGCAAAUACUCCCCGAGCUGGGUAUCAUCACUUUUCUGUUACACCAUCAUGGCUUCACGGACAACUUAUAUACCUCGAUUCCUCCUCCCCCAGUACAGUCCUAUGUGGCGGACUGCCACUCGAUCGGCCGCACUUGCGCGGGCUCUUAAUGUUGAGGUUGGUCAAGUUAUGGUUCGUUAUGCCUCCAACACGGCAGCGAGGCGGCCCGCCGUCGCAAAGGACGCCCUGGCAAAAGUCGCAACCCAAAGAGCUGCAUCGACUAAAGCAGGCGCCGCGACGAAAGCAGCAAAAGCUUCCGCGCCCACGAAGGCGCCCUCAAAGCAUGCCGCAAAGACAUCCGCGUCAAGUUCUCGGCAGCCUGUAGAUCCUAAAACAGCCCCUGCGCCUACGUCCACUACUCCAGCACCUUCAACUGAAAAACCUAGAGUUCAGGCUGCUGCGCCGAAGACUGCCGCUGCUCCUCCAAAAGCCGACCCCUCGAAACCUAUUGUACUGGAGAAGCCAGAACGCUUCAACCCGCCGUCGCAUGGCUCCCGACUCCCUCGAUCAACGCCGAGGCACUAUGGCGGCUCCAUGACGGCGGAGGAAGUCAAGCUACAGAGCCGGAGGACAUAUCCCGGCCUGCCGCCCCCGCCAAACACCUGGUCGCAUUGGUUCAUUAACAACCGGGGAAUACACAUUUUCAUCACACUCGGCACCUUGACCUCCCUAGCUCUGUUCACCUUCGCGCAAAACUUCAAGGCCAAGUCGCCCUUCGCGGAUCUGGUCCCGCCGAUAUCCGAGUUCCCCCGGCAUCCGUUCCAGUACAUCGGUGUCUGCCUUGACGUGCUGCGCAUGCAUGAGGAGCACGAGUCGGCGCAGACGGCCGAGAAGCGUCGUCGCAAGGUCGAUGACAUCGCCAAACGUGAAGAGUACCGCAAGGCCCACGGCCUCGAGCCUGUGCGCUCUGGUUUUCUCGGGGCUAAGGCCGCGGAACCCGCUCCUUCGUCUGCGGUUGAGACAGUGGAUGACGCUUCGCCAGUCAUUGUGGUUGAGACGUUGGCUGCGGAGCCAAAUGCGACUGCUGAAUCCACAUCCGAGGGAAAGAGGAAAAAGUUUUUGGGUAUUUUCUAAUACCCUGCUAAGAGAACGUUUGUGCAUGCAAAUCCUAGCGUGAUAACUGCGGGAGUAUAAGGCUUUUUGAUCAGGGCAACACUCCCUGCUCUUGUAUAGUAUACGUGCAAAUAUGAUAUAAUGUACA
Xylaria bambusicola is the source of this 1833-nucleotide messenger RNA. RefSeq lists its product as uncharacterized. The record is from RefSeq and is a predicted model, not a curated record. The transcript is spliced from 2 exons. Lineage: Eukaryota; Fungi; Ascomycota; Sordariomycetes; Xylariales; Xylariaceae. The coding region runs from base 642 to 1706 and encodes 354 amino acids.